Molecule: messenger RNA, 847 nt
Organism: Colius striatus (speckled mousebird)
Lineage: Eukaryota; Metazoa; Chordata; Aves; Coliiformes; Coliidae
Product: histone H1
Exons: 1
Coding region: 126-782 (218 amino acids)
Biological process (GO): nucleosome assembly
Cellular component (GO): nucleosome
Molecular function (GO): structural constituent of chromatin; DNA binding
Source: RefSeq, a predicted model, not a curated record
UGCCGUGCAGCGGGGCGGGCUCUGCAACGCACCAAUCACCGCGCGGCUCCUCUCUAUAAAUACGAGGCCGCGGACUUGCUCCAGGCCCAGUGAUUUCCCCUGAUUCGUGGACGACGGCCGCCGCCAUGUCGGAGACCGCGCCUGUUGCCGCUCCCGCUGUUUCUGCUCCCGGGGCGAAAGCCGCCGCCAAGAAGCCGAAGAAGGCGGCGGGCGGCUCCAAAGCCCGCAAGCCGGCGGGCCCCAGCGUCACCGAGCUGAUCACCAAGGCCGUGUCCGCCUCCAAGGAGCGCAAGGGGCUCUCUCUCGCCGCCCUCAAGAAGGCGCUGGCCGCCGGCGGAUACGAUGUGGAGAAGAACAACAGCCGCAUCAAGCUGGGGCUCAAGAGCCUCGUCAGCAAGGGCACCCUGGUGCAGACCAAGGGCACCGGCGCCUCCGGCUCUUUCAAGCUAAACAAGAAACCAGGCGAAACAAAGGAGAAGGCAACUAAGAAGAAACCGGCAGCCAAGCCCAAGAAGCCGGCGGCCAAGAAGCCUGCCAGUGCUGCCAAGAAGCCCAAGAAGGCUGCGGCGGUGAAGAAGAGCCCCAAGAAAGCCAAAAAGCCGGCGGCCGCUGCGGCCAAGAAAGCGGCCAAGAGCCCCAAGAAGGCAGCAAAGGCGGGUCGCCCCAAGAAAGCAGCGAAGAGCCCGGCCAAGGCGAAGGCGGUGAAGCCCAAAGCCGCCAAGCCCAAGGCGACCAAGCCCAAAGCAGCCAAGGCAAAGAAGGCGGCGCCCAAGAAGAAAUAAUUGGACUGACAACUAGAGAGUCUGCUCUUUUCAAUAAACCCAAAGGCUCUUUUAAGAGCCACCCA